CACUUUUUUCAGCCAAAAAUUUCUUAAAAAAAAAAUGGGUUCUUGUGGAGAAGACAAGGAAAUCAUAUACCAAUCAAAGUUGCCGGACAUCUACAUUCCAAACCAUCUUCCACUCCACACAUACUGCUUUGAAAACCUCUCUCAGUUCUCCUCCCGGCCAUGCAUAAUCAAUGGAGCCACUCACGAAAUCUACACCUACGCCGACGUCGACCUAAUCUCCCGCAGGGUCGCCGUUGGCCUUAACAACCUCGGCAUCUCCCAAGGCCAUGUCAUAAUGCUCCUCCUCCAAAACACCCCCGAGUUCGCCUUCGCCUUCCUCGCCGCCUCCCAUCUUGGCGCCAUCUCCACCACAGCCAACCCUUUCUACACCCCCGCCGAGAUCCUCAAACAAGCCCUCGCCUCCACCUCACGUCUCAUCAUCACCGAGUCAUGCUACGUCCCCAAACUCCAACCACUCCUCGCUGAUCACGACAUCAAGGUUGUCGUCAUCGACGACUCCGUCCCUGACGGUUGCAUCCCAUUCUCCACCCUCAUGUCUUCUGACGAAAACCAGUUACCAGAAGUCACUAUAGAUUCCAACGACGUUGUCGCCUUGCCGUACUCCUCCGGCACCACCGGGUUACCCAAAGGUGUCAUGCUCACACAUAAAGGACUCAUCACUAGCGUCGCACAACAAGUGGACGGAGAUAACCCUAAUCUCUAUUUCCACAGUGAAGAUGUUAUCCUUUGUGUUCUACCAUUGUUUCACAUAUACUCUCUCAACUCUGUGCUUCUCUGUGGAUUGAGAGCUGGUGCUGCCAUUCUUAUAAUGAAGAAGUUUGAUAUUAUAAAGUUGAUGGAGCUGGUGCAGAACUAUAAGGUGACUAUCGCGCCGUUUGUGCCACCCAUCGUAGUUGAGAUUGCCAAAAGCCCGGUCGUCGACGACUAUGAUUUGUCUUCUAUUAGAACCGUCAUGUCCGGCGCUGCUCCGAUGGGUAAAGAGCUUCAGGAUACUCUCAGGGCCAAGAUACCAAAUGCCAAGUUAGGCCAGGGUUAUGGGAUGACUGAAGCUGGCCCAGUACUAUCUAUGUGCUUGGCUUUUGCGAAGGAACCGUUUGAGAUAAAAUCAGGAUCUUGUGGAACUGUUGUUAGGAAUGCCGAGAUGAAAAUUGUUGAUCCCGAGACUGGCUUAUCUUUGCCACGUAAUCAGCCGGGAGAGAUUUGCAUUAGAGGUGAUCAAAUCAUGAAAGGCUAUCUAAAUGAUCCUAAAGCAACAGAUAAUACCAUAGACAAGGAAGGCUGGUUGCACACCGGAGACAUUGGUUAUGUCGAUGAUGAUGAUGAGAUUUUCAUUGUGGACCGUCUCAAGGAGCUCAUCAAAUACAAAGGUUUUCAGGUCGCGCCUGCUGAGCUCGAGGCUAUGCUUAUCACUUAUCCAGAAAUUGCCGACGCUGCAGUUGUCCCAAUGAAAGAUGAACUUGCUGGGGAGGUGCCAGUGGCUUUUGUGGUCAGAUCAGAAGGGUCAGAAAUCACUGAGGACCAAAUCAAGCAAUAUAUCUCCAAACAGGUGGUUUUCUACAAGAGGAUACACAAGGUGUUCUUCUCAGAGGCCAUACCAAAGGCACCAUCUGGAAAGAUCCUUAGGAAGGACUUGAGAGCAAAGUUGGCAGCUGGAAUUCCUAAUGGAAAGUAAGGAUGAUGUCUCUUUCUAUCUUUGGUUGUCCUUUUCAUGCAAAUGAAGUGCGACCUAAAUAUAAAUCAGCUAGCCGCUCAUGCAAAAGAAUUAAUUUGGUUUAUUGUUCCUAAAUGGGUUCAACUGAAGAUGACUUUGGUGUUUGUAUGCUGGGGAGAGUAUCUGAUCUUCACUCAGCCAAGAACUUCUCAUAUUCUAUUUGUUUACGAGUUUUCUACGUAAUGUAAAAUGUAAAGACAUUGUGUGAGUGAAAUCUCAGAUGUAAUAUUCUUUUUUAUGUAUUUUAUAUGCAUAAUCAUAAAUAUUAAAUGCAUCAUUAUUAAGUA
Dioscorea cayenensis subsp. rotundata (Guinea yam) is the source of this 1998-nucleotide messenger RNA. Its product is annotated as 4-coumarate--CoA ligase 2-like. Lineage: Eukaryota; Viridiplantae; Streptophyta; Magnoliopsida; Dioscoreales; Dioscoreaceae. Gene Ontology annotation, molecular function: CoA-ligase activity. The record is from RefSeq and is a predicted model, not a curated record.